AUGUCAAAAGUAGGUGUUUCCUCUGGGCUACCCAUGCUUAAGCUGACCGUGACGGGGGGCGCUCGAGGCUGUGGACUCGCUUUUGCGCGUGGACUGGCCGAAGCCGGGGCGAAUAUAGCCAUCUUCGAUGUGGUCGAUCCGGACGCUGCAUUCUAUACGAUUGAGAAGGAAUAUUCUGUUCGCACAGCGUAUUACAGAGUCGAUGUUGCGUCGCAGGAGUCGCUUGAAGGUGGAUUCAUGCAGUUUCAGAAGGACUUCGACAAUGCUCUCGAUAUUUGUGUCCCAUGCGCUGGGAUCAACCGCCAUCUCCCUUUUCUGGAGUUUACCUACAAAGACCACCAUGAUCUCGUCUCGAUUAAUGUGCUUGGACUAUACUUUACUGCUCAGCUGGCAGCAAAACAAAUGAUCGCGAACGGAACAAAGCAUGGGAGCAUCAUUCUUGUGGCUAGCAUGGCCAGCCACAUUGCUGUGCGAAGCCAGCUAUGCAGCGCAUACUGCGGAACCAAAGGAGCUGUUCGAUCUAUGUGCCCUGCCAUCGCAAAGGAGCUGGCAGAAUACUUCCCCCAUCUUGCGCAAAGUUGGGAGUCAGAAGCCAUGAAUGGCCGGAUCGCUGAGCCUGAGGAUAUCAUGGGGGCGUGUACAUUCUUAGCUAGCGAUGCCAACAACGAAGGAUAUAGUUGCAGGGGCCCUGUUGAUACUUCAGCCACGGUCGUGGUGGUCGGUGCGGGACCGUCCGGGUUGAUGCUCGCAUGCAAUCUCGUUCGAUUCGGCAUUAAUGUGAAAAUCUUGGAUGAUCGUCCGGACAAGACGUCCACCGGUAAGGCGGAUGGCAUGCAGCCCAAGACUAUCGAGACAUUCAAGCAGAUGCGACUCGCCGACCCCUUGUUGAGAAAUGGAGCCCGUGUUUAUGAUAUUUCCUUCUGGCAAUCCACAACAGAUGAACCGCUCCACCGGACAGGACGUCAAACCCAUUACCCCGAGAAUCUCGUCGGCGCAUCCGAUCCCUAUAUCCUUCUUGCACACCAGGGCAUGGUUGAGGAGGUCUUGAUCGAUGAUAUGGAGGCGCGAGGUGUCUUUAUCAUGAGAAAUAGCCGGUUUGCCUCCUGCUCACAAGUGGCAGGCACAGGGCAGCUGGAUGUCGCAUAUGAGGACUUGGCGAGCAAGACGGUCAAGACAAUCCGCGCCGACUACGUAGUAGGCUGUGACGGUGCUCGAUCAAAAGUUCGAGAGUGUAUCCCAGCUGCGCAAUUGGAGGGGGAGGUGACCAACGCCUCGUGGGGUGUGCUGGAUGGUGUCAUCGAUACCGACUUUCCCGACCUGUGGAGCAAGGUUGCGGUGCGUUCCGACCUGGCCGGGUCUAUUCUUUGGAUCCCUCGCGAACGCAACAUGACUCGAUUAUACGUGCAGCUAAGCGAGACCGACGGCGAACGGGUCGAUAGAUCCAAGGCUACACCCGAGUAUGUCAUGCAACGAGCCAGAGAUGCGAUGCAUCCCUUCCGUCUUGAGUGGAAGACAGUGGAAUGGUUCGGCAAUUACGUUGUGGGCCAACGCGUCGCGAAGCGUUUUAUGGACUCCGAGGCGCGGAUAUUCAUUGCCGGUGAUGCUGGACACUGCCACUCGGCUCUGGCAGCACAAGGAGCGAAUACAAGCAUGCAUGACAGUUUCAAUCUCGCAUGGAAGCUGAAUCUUGUUAUCCGUGGUUUGGCCCAACCAUCACUUCUAGCCACUUACGAAGAGGAACGACAGAAGAUUGCGUACGAUCUUAUAAACUUCGAUGCAGAGCAUUGCAAAGCGUUCUCACAAGGGGAGGCCGCCCUUGCCAAGAACUUCGACGAGAAUAUUCGCUUUAUCUCUGGCGUGGGUGCGGAAUAUGCGCAGGGCCUACUGAGCCGGGGCAGGACUGCCAGAUCAACCCCCAUGAGACCCGGCACUCUCCAGCUUCCCGCAAAGGUGACUCGGUACAUUGACGCCAAUCCGGUUGAUAUCCAGCUUGAUAUUCCGCUGUUGAGCCAGUUCCGAAUAUACUUCUUUAUCCCAGAUGUUCGCAAGGCACUGGAGUGGCUGAGGAUCGUGUGUGCGGGACUUGACAAUGCGACUACGAUGGGAAAGAUAUCCUCACGAGCAGAUCAGUCAUAUGCAGUUCAACCCCAACGAGCAGCCCCGUUCGAAACUUUCAUGCAGCUACAACGAUAUAUCUCCGUGUCCAGUGCCUUCACAUAUGCGAUGGUGACUCAGUCGUCCAAGUCCGAGUUCGAAAUUGCAGACUUGCCUAAGGUACUGCAUGAUACUCGCUGGACCUUAUAUCUAGACGAUGUCGACACACCUAGCUGCACAGAGAAAUGGUGUGGGCCAUUGCAGGGAGAGCAGGUAGGUAUAGUGAUUGUGCGGCCAGAUGGAUACAUUGGAGAUAUGGAUACAUGGGAACUGGCGGCGGGUAUCGAGGCCGUGAUGUGGAUCGAGAGCUAUUUCGCAUUCAUGAUGUAA
Molecule: messenger RNA, 2484 nt
Organism: Aspergillus pseudonomiae
Lineage: Eukaryota; Fungi; Ascomycota; Eurotiomycetes; Eurotiales; Aspergillaceae
Product: FAD binding domain-containing protein
Exons: 9
Coding region: 1-2484 (827 amino acids)
Molecular function (GO): FAD binding; oxidoreductase activity
Source: RefSeq, a predicted model, not a curated record